Molecule: messenger RNA, 718 nt
Organism: Entamoeba invadens IP1
Lineage: Eukaryota; Evosea; Mastigamoebida; Endamoebidae
Product: leucine rich repeat containing protein BspA family protein
Exons: 1
Source: RefSeq, a predicted model, not a curated record
AUGAGCAAACUCGACAUAUAUUCUUUUCAAAUAGUCUCACAGUAUUUCUAUUUUGAAAGUGAUUUCAUCAACUCUGUGUUAAUCAACAAGAAAUACCGAUUAUUACUUGAUCGUUUCCGUUAUAAUCCGAUAUCUGUUUCUGAUAUAAAGAUUUUUCCUUUCAUAGAGAUGCAGCACUUAUAUACCAAAAACGACAUGAUAAUACCUGAUAUUCACCGCCUUGUUGUGUGGUACCCCGUCUCUUUGCAAGAGUCCAAAACACUGUUUAGUGAAUAUGAUGUGGUAUUCAAAAAUGUCAGUUUGUCAAAAAAAGACGCUAAAAACAAUGAUGUUACUUUAAAUAUCCCACAAUGUGUUAAUACGCUUGGCUUUGAAUUUGAUUCCCAUUUACAAGUUGAGACAUUUGUAGUGCCUGAUCACAUCAAAAAUCUAACAGAACAGCUGUUUUCUUACAAUCAGCAACUCCAGGAAGUGACACUGUCAAAAUGCAUCAGACGAUUGCCAAAUCAGUGUUUUUACAAUUGUGUCCAUUUGUCCAAAAUUGAUAUUCCAGAGUGUCUUUGUGUGAUAGAAGAUGAGGUGUUUUACAAGUGUGGAUUUGUGUCAUUCACAUUUCCAAAAGCGUCAAUUUCAUUGGAAAAUCACUUUUUGGAUACACACCAAAUUGGAGGAGUCGUAUUCUCACGAUUUGACAUACAUCCCAAUUCACAUUUCAAUU